Messenger RNA from Akanthomyces muscarius, 627 nucleotides. RefSeq lists its product as uncharacterized. Gene Ontology annotation, molecular function: actin filament binding. Gene Ontology annotation, cellular component: Arp2/3 protein complex; actin cytoskeleton. The transcript has 7 exons. Bases 1 to 627 code for a protein of 208 amino acids. NCBI's taxonomy places the organism in Eukaryota, Fungi, Ascomycota, Sordariomycetes, Hypocreales, Cordycipitaceae. The record is from RefSeq and is a predicted model, not a curated record. Gene Ontology annotation, biological process: Arp2/3 complex-mediated actin nucleation; actin filament polymerization.
AUGGUGGAGACAGACCGAAGGUUGAGCUUCGUCACUACUGCCCCACCAACAGACGUCAGGUACAACAAGGAGCAGCACCACGACGAGCGCCCAGCUGCGGCGUCCCUUAAUCUGAUCAUGUCUCAAUCCCUCCGCCCCUACUUGCAGUGCGUCCGCAGCAGCUUGACGGCUGCCUUGACGCUCUCCAACUUUGCCUCGCAGACUGCCGAGCGACACAAUGUCCCCGAGAUCGAGGCCCAGACAUCGCCCGAGGUGCUCCUAACUCCCCUGACGGUUGCGCGCAACGAAAACGAGCGCGUGCUCAUCGAGCCCAGCAUCAACUCCAUCAGAAUAAGCAUCAAGAUCAAGCAGGCCGACGAGAUUGAGCACAUCCUUGUACACAAGUUUACCCGUUUCCUGACGCAACGAGCCGAGUCAUUCUUCAUUCUGAGAAGAAAGCCGAUCAAGGGCUAUGACAUUUCUUUCUUAAUAACGAAUUUCCACACGGACGAGAUGCUGAAGCAUAAGCUAGUCGAUUUCAUCAUUCAGUUCAUGGAGGAUGUCGACAAGGAGAUUUCGGAAAUGAAGCUCUUUUUGAACGCCAGAGCGCGUUUCGUCGCAGAGUCUUUCCUAACACCAUUUAAUUGA